UCCAGUGGCAACGAGGAUGCGUUGGAGGGCCGCAUGGAGCCGGACCAGUUCCCCAGCGCCAGCGCCCUGAGGCAGUCCUCCCUGAUGCAAAGCUGCCCCUUCAAAGGAGUACCCAAGUGCCCACCCGCCUCCAAGAGGUAUCGCACCCAUGACGGCACCUGCAACAACUUCAACCGUCCACGAUGGGGCUCCACGAUGACCCCGGUGCAGAGGUUCCUGGCGCCAUCCUACUCGGACGGUCUGCAGGCGCCCAGGGUCUCGAUCUUCGGCUCCAAGCUGCCUUCUGCCAGGGAGAUCAGCGCCGUGGUCCACGCCAGCGAGAACGCAGAGAACCCUGGCAUCACCCAUCUGCUGAUGCAGUGGGGACAGUUCUUGGAUCACGACAUCACGUCGUCUUCGCAGUCGAGGGGCUUCAAUGGGUCCGUACCGAGGUGUUGUAAGGACGGCGGGAGGGAUUUCAUGCCAACGGAGUUGAUGCAUCCGGAAUGCUUCCCGAUAGCAGUGCCUGCAUCGGAUCCUUUCUACGGCGCACGCGGCGUGCGGUGCCUGGACUUCGUGCGAUCAUCGCCGGCUCCCCGCGACGGCUGCGAGCUCGGCUGGCGGGAGCAGCUUAACCAAGUGUCAGCUUACAUCGAUGCGUCGCCGCUGUACGCCAGCUCGGCGCGCCAGUCCGAUAAACUGAGGCUGUUCAGAAACGGCAUGCUUCAGUACGGGCGCGUGCAGCAGCGUCGCCCACUCCUGCCGCCGGAGCGGCGCGACGAGCUGUGCCGCGGCGGCGCGCUCUCCACCGACUGCUUCCGCUCCGGCGACGCGCGCGUCAACGAGCACCCCGGCCUCGUGGCCGCGCACAUCGUGUGGCUGCGGCACCACAACCGAAUGGCUCAAGAACUGGCACACCUUAAUCCACAUUGGAGCGACGAGAAGAUCUACCAGGAAACCAGGAAGAUAGUGGGAGCAAUGGUACAACAGAUCACUUACAGGGAGUUCCUGCCGAUUGUUCUAGGUGCUGAAGUAAUGCGCCUAUUCGAGCUGGAGCCCUUGAGCAAGGGUUACUUCAAAGGCUACAACCCGAAGGUGAACCCGAGUCCGGCCAGCUCGUUCGGCUCGGCUGCCUUCCGCUUCGGCCAUAGCCUCGUGCAGUCCUCCAUGAUGCGAUACGACCGCUUCCACAGACCCAUCAAUAACAGAAGCAGCUUUAUGUCUGAAAACGCAGACCGAAUACACAUGUUACGUUAUCGCGCUAAAGCAAAUAAAAAUAAUCAAGUGCCUGUUACAGACGUGUCCCUCCACAACGAGCUAACCAAUCCCUCAAACAUUUGGAGCAUGGGCGCCGUGGACAGACUUCUAUUGGGCAUGGUCAAUCAGCCAAUACAAAAACGUGACGAAUUUAUAACUGAAGAGCUCACCAACCACCUGUUCCAAACACCCCAUUUUGAUUUCGGCAUGGAUUUGGCCGCCAUCAACAUUCAAAGAGGGAGGGACCACGGCAUGCCGCCGUACACAACAUGGCGGGAGCCCUGUGGUCUGUCUCAGAUCACUGGUUUCGAGGACUUAUCUAGAGUUAUGCCCAAAAGGGUCGUGAGGAAGAUCAAAAGUUUAUACAGGCAUGUAGAUGACAUCGACUUGUUUACCGGGGGAAUGGCAGAAAGACCAGUUGUGGGAGGUCUGGUAGGACCAACCUUUGCUUGUAUCAUUGCACAGCAAUUUUCCAAUCUUCGGAAAGGAGAUAGAUUCUGGUAUGAAAAUGGAGGAUUUGACUCAUCGUUCACUCCUGCUCAAUUGCAACAAAUACGUCGCGUGUCGUUCGCCCAAGUUCUCUGCCGUACUUUGGACACCAUUGACAAUAUUCAACCAUUCGUAUUUCUGUCACACGACAACCCCGACAAUGACAGAAUCUCGUGCCAAAAUGGUUUACUUAAUAACUUUGACUUAUCUCCCUGGGUAGAAAUCAACUCUGACCACAACAACGACAUUAGCAAGUCCGACGACAUCAAAAGUAGUACUACUAUAAAGCCUAAAAGGCCUAAACCUGUGACAACGACAAAAAGACCACUGACGACAAAAAAGACACAAAAACUAUCCACAGCUUCUACCCAUAAAACAACCCAAAAGAAAACUAGUUUGUUAAAUAAUUCAACAAAGACUCAAAAUGUGACAAAACCAAAACAGACUACCACAACAAUAAUGAACAAAACUGACACGACCCUUAAAGAUAAAAACGACUCGACUAUUACUAUGAAACCUGAAAAGACUGUAUCUAAACUAAACACUACACAAAAAAUUGACGACAAACUUGACUUUAAAAACAAAAGUAGACGCUAUGAUGACUUGAAUAACGAUAAGACUGACACACGACAAUACCAGAACGGUACAAAGAAAACUUACGACUAUGAGUAUGACGAUGACGAAGAACAGACAAUACAAAACGUUCAAACCGUUGUUGUAAACAACUUCUCACAUAAACGACCUUACCACAGACCGACAGACUUUUUGACAGUAACAGAAAAUACUAACAAAUAUACUUACUUGAUAAACUACGUUCCAAGACCAACUGAAUCAUGGCGACACACGACUAGAAAGCCUCACGACCGAAACAAAGACAGAGACGUGAUUAAAGUGACUUACCAGACAUACGACGACACGUACAGACGACCGACUAAGCCCCACUAUUACAACAAAGAACACGACCGAGACAGACUUGAUAACUUUGACUACGAAAACUUUUACAGACACAACAGACCAGUAUCACAAUCACAAACGACUAACAGAAAUCAACUGCAUUCAUCCGCCCGAUCUAACGGUGAAACUGUUUUGACAACGACAAAAACUAAAACUACGACUGAUAAAUCAUUUGACAAAGUUAGCUCUUCGACAGAGAACUUUUACAAAUUGGUGACUUUUGGAUACGUAGGUACUUACAGAGGUGACAUGACUGAACAAUUUCGUAGCAAAAACGACACCGAAUUGACUGAGAGACAUAACUUAGGCCAUGACGUAAUCAGCAAGGACUUUUCCACUUACGAGACUAAAAAACUUGACCCAGUUAACAAUGACCAGACUGAUAACAUGAAACUAUCCACAUUCUUCCUUUACGAGACAGCGACUCGACCUUACAGUAACGUUUACAGACCGACAAGACGACAUGACGAAGAGAAAGUCCAGACUAAAGGUAACGCUAAUAAGUAUUACUAUAUUAAAAACGUGUUACACAAAUACGGCGAGACUGACGAAAUACCGACCGUCAAAUCUACAGAAAUAAAAAAAGACAUUAUUAAAGAGAACUAUAACAACCCCGGAGUUCCAUAUAACGUAGACAUAGAAGAAAGAUCUGCUCCCGGGAAAAUGGAACUACUGGAAGAGAUAGAAUCAAAAGCCGUUAAUUCGGAAAAACAAAAAGUUAAAGUUAAAAAGCCAAGUAAUGAAGCAAAGACUCCUUCAGUAGCUUUUCAAAUAAUACCAAGCGAAAACAGUCCUUCUCAAUGGGCGAUAUACGAUGAAAAGACUGAACUAUCUGAUGAUCUACCACACCGGAUGCCAACCAUCAAAGGAGACCCGUAUGCCUUAAAGGAAAUCCCGCGACCCAUGAACUUAAACAGUAUGAGGAGACGACGACCGGGGAAUAUGUGAUUUCUACAGGAAGACGCCAUAAUUUAACUAAUUAAUACGGGAAUGAAUUAUGAAACAAAAAACUUAUCUAAAACAAGUGUUCCUAGAUAAAUAUGAAAUAAUUCCUAAUAUAUGGAUUUAAUUAUUUAUCUUAAGUUGUAAAUCUAGUACGAGUUUUGGUAGAUUUUUUGAAUACCCACAUUUUCAUUCGCCUCUAGCCGAAAUUAGAGUACAUUCAAAUUUGAAAAACUAUGACAGUGACCAAUUUAUAAAGAUGUGUGACAAUGACAACAAUGAUGACAUAAGUGACAAAGAAGACAAGACUUACUACUGACUUUGAGGAGUUUUCUCAUUUAAUACGUAAUUCGUAUAGACUACAACUACAUACAAUUAACUGAAUGUUGACACAAUAACUUCGUAAUAAGUAAAAAUUAUGGCUCUAAAUCUUAGACAAGACAGUCUACAAUCCAAAUGGAUUUUGAAAGAAACGCAUGAAGUUAUACAGACUUAAUGACAGUAAGACUUGAUUUACAACUUUGUUGUUUAAUGACUUGACUUCUAAGCUUGACUUUGGACUUUUGACCAAGUAACGAUACCAGACUCGAUAACUGAAUAAUCUGACUCAUUAGUAAUUGAUAAUCAAAAAAAAUAUGACAAUAAUUUUACUUCAAAAAGGCUUUCCUUUGACUAUACAAAGAUUAGUUGCUCAGUGACUAUACAUAAAAUUGACCAACCAAAAAUUGAGUGACUUGUUAUUGACAACUACACACCACAAGUCAGUAUCGUUUAGUUAUGACUUUGAGUUAAGUACUUAAAUGUUUUGCUUUAGUUAUUAUUCUGAUACUUUGAGGUAUUAAGUAUACUGUAAUCAAUAAACAAGACUGACUAACCAACUGGCUAAAGAAUUUUUAGUAAAUUGACUCAUGACUGAAGAAACGAAUAAAGAACAACUUACAUUUAGUCACAUAUACCUAUGACUUCUACCAACUAUAAAGAUGUUAAGUAAAUGUAAGACUAUUUAAUUAUACUUUAAUGAUUUUGACUGACUGCAUGCAACAAAGACUUAUUGUACUUGAUAUUUAUAAUUGCUUUAAAGCUUAUCACAAUAGGAACUGACUGAGAUGUGACUUAGACAAUGUUACUGAAUUUGAAAACAUUAAUUACGAUCUCUAUUAACACAAUAAAUAACUAGUAUUAUAAAGAAAUGGAAGUUGCAAACUUCCUUUUAUUAUAUAAGUUUACUUUUUAAAACUAAACUUAAGGAACCAGGUUUAAAAUUACAUUAAAAUCCUUUUAUAACAAUUUACUAUGCUGGUGGUUCCCUUAAUAAUAUAAAAUCUAUUGCUGUUACGAAGCAUACCACCGAAAUUUGGUUAUUAUUUUGUAAUAAUUAUUGAAAACAAUUUGUUUUUUAACAGUUUAUUUAAAAUACAAAUAUAAUUUAAUAAAUAAAUCCUACUAAGUAGAACUUUACACAAUCACAUAAAACAUCUAUGAGUAAAUACUUAGUUAAGUACAUUUCUAUUAUUAUAUAAGUAAACCCAAAUUUGAAAAUACAAAGUUGAUUUGAUACUUAUAUAAGUUAUGUUUUAUUUCAUCCCUAUUUAAGGUCACAUACUAAGGACAAAUGAGUGAACAGAAUAAAAUUAGGAGACAGACUAUCUACAAAUUAAAAAAAAGAAAAUUACAGUUAGUGAAAAAAUGUACAUAAAUGCAAAAUAACAUUCCUUUGCAUUUCAUUGUUUAAAUUAAAAAACUUAAUUUAUCCAUACAAUAAAAUAUGCAGCAUGUCUUUUCUCUAGUUCACAUUGUAGAAAAAUAUUCACUUUUAUUGACAAACCCGAGACAAGCAUGGAAUGACAAUUCAACACAGAUUCUUUAUCCAUUAUAAUAUUUUACUACUAACUAACAUUAUUAUUACCUUGGUUUAAUCCCUUUCUGGAUAAUAUUGUACAAGUGAUUCGGCCAAUUCUUGUGCUAGCUCUGGGGUGCUAGCACACAGAACCCUUCGUGAUAAUAAAUCGAAGGGUCCUCCAGAUGGGUCUAUACACACUCCACCAGCCUCUCUAACGAGAAUAUCCCCAGCAGCUACAUCCCAUGCAUGUAUACCAAACUCAAAAUUGGCAUCUGCUCCACCCAUGGCAACCAUAGCCAUAUUCAAAGCUGCAGAACCCAAUGAUCUCACACCAUGACCUUUGUUAACCACCAUUUUAAAGUUUUCCAUAACUGCUCUACAUUUUUCUUCAUCACGGCUCGUCCCUGCUUCAAAAGCAAUCAAAGCCUUCUUCAGCUCAUUUAUUUUAGAAACAUGAAUUUGUCUGCCGUUCAGAAAGGCUCCUUGACCUUUUUUAGCUGUAAACAACUGGCCAAUAAUUGGAUUAUAGAUUAUUCCAGCAACUGAUUCUUUAUUUAUCACUAGGCCAAGGGAAAUACAACUGUGAGGAAAUCCAUGAACAAAAUUCAGGGUACCAUCUACUGGAUCUAUCACCCACGUAGGGUCAUCAGUCAAGAUGCAUUUAGCACCAUCAGCAACCGAUUCUUCUCCUAUGAAUUUGUGUUCAGGAAACGUUUUUGACAAUCCACCAAUUAGCAUUUCUUCUACAUUUUUAUCAACUUCUGUCACUAAAUCAAUGUCGCAGGAUUUAAAUUCGAAUUCUUUACACCCGCUAACAUGCUCUGUUAUAAGUUUUCCAGCCGCUUUGACGAUAGCUAAAGCCUCGUCAAAAUAUUCAUCUAUUAAUUCAGACAUUUUGAGUUAUGAGUGAGGCAACAAACGUCCAAUACUGUUUACUCAAUAUAUUCCGUUAUUAUUGUGUCAUCAAAUUUAUUUCGUAUAGAUAUUAAUAACACAAAAUCGAAUUUCUGGCCCCAAAGAACUUAAAAAUCUGUGAUGUGAAUAAUGUGAUUAUUACUGAAAAUCGGAAAAUUCUGAAAU
Chilo suppressalis (striped riceborer) is the source of this 6541-nucleotide messenger RNA. The record is from the annotation of a GenBank genome assembly. Lineage: Eukaryota; Metazoa; Arthropoda; Insecta; Lepidoptera; Crambidae.